This is a messenger RNA of Anoplophora glabripennis (Asian longhorned beetle), 985 nucleotides long. Its product is annotated as zinc transporter ZIP1-like. The coding region runs from base 122 to 985 and encodes 287 amino acids. The record is from RefSeq and is a predicted model, not a curated record. Gene Ontology annotation, cellular component: plasma membrane. The transcript has a single exon. Gene Ontology annotation, biological process: zinc ion transmembrane transport. Gene Ontology annotation, molecular function: zinc ion transmembrane transporter activity. Lineage: Eukaryota; Metazoa; Arthropoda; Insecta; Coleoptera; Cerambycidae.
CAGAUUACCGUAAGAUGCAGUUAAGAUGACGCUGCACUGUUAACUGGAUAGUUGAAACCCUUGCAGGCAGCUAUACAUAUAGAGUAAUAGUGAUAAACACUGUGAUAUAUUUAUAUACAAAAUGGAGAGUGUAUUAAAAAAUUCGGCAGCGCAGGAAGCUGCAAACAAUGAUCUGAUGUUAGCAAAAUUCGUAUCAAUGGCUGUGUUAGGAGUUUGUUCGUUUCUGUUAGGAAUUCUACCGAUAAAAUUAACAAAACUAAUUUCGAUAAAAUCAGUGGACGGAGAUAAAAACUUGUUAAUAUCAUUAUUACUAUGUUUCGGUGGUGGCGUCUUACUAUUUACAACGUUUAUUCAUCUACAACCUGAAGUUCGAGAAAGUUUUGAGUCUUUGGGGAAACGGGACGCUAUACCCGAAUUUGGAAAAAAUAUCCCACUGUCGGAAAUAGUGUUCUGUUUUGGAUUUUUCUUCGUGUAUUUCAUAGAAGAGACGGUGCAUAUGUUACUAGACAGGAAAGUGCACAACAACGCUCUACAUCGGUCUUUAUCAGUGAAAAGUUGUAGUUCAAAGGACGAACUCUCAAUACCCAGAGUAACUUUAACGAAAUUAGAUGAUGGAAGCAUAAGUUACAUCAGCACCUCAAACAAAGAAUUGUUUAAUUCUCAGACGACUAUUAAUGUAGAGAAACAGUCACAUGCUCAUCAUCACAUGAACGAUUCACUAAAAAGUUCUUUCACUGGUUUCUUGGCAGUGUUAGCCUUAAGUUUCCACGCCGUCUUCGAGGGAUUGGCUGUGGGUUUGGAGGGUAGUGUCGAUAAAGUUUGGUAUUUAUUUGCAGCUAUUGCUACCCAUAAGUUAGUAAUUGCUUUUUGUGUGGGUGUGGAACUGGUAACUUCUAAGACGAAGGUUCUUCUGGUGCUGCUUUAUAUUGGAACUUUUGCCAUCGUUACUCCAUUAGGUCAGUAUUCGUUCUUAUUAUUAUUUUGA